AUGGUCGGUCCAACCGUCAGCACACGCGAUCGCCUUCGUCACCAGCAUGUCCCGCUUAUCUCGCCUCCGGACGAGGACGUAGUCCAGCAGGUGCCACUGACGCGACCGAGGAUGCCUCCAGGUGGCCUUCUCUCGCUCCGGCAGACAGAAGAAGGUGUUCGUCAGAAUGAGGCGGUGUUCUGCGCAGGUGCGGAGAAGCAGCAGUCCGUUGUCGUUGGAGCCGCGGAGACCAUGGGACCUAGCACUCCUCUCCAGGCAGUAUGGUCUGUGCCGACGCGGGCGUUGAAGUCACCAAGGACAAUCAACUUGUCCGCCUUCGACACAGUCGCCGAGAGGGCGUGCAGGUCCUCAUAG
This is a messenger RNA of Spirometra erinaceieuropaei, 354 nucleotides long. NCBI's taxonomy places the organism in Eukaryota, Metazoa, Platyhelminthes, Cestoda, Diphyllobothriidea, Diphyllobothriidae. The record is from the annotation of a GenBank genome assembly.